Molecule: messenger RNA, 2025 nt
Organism: Kazachstania africana CBS 2517
Lineage: Eukaryota; Fungi; Ascomycota; Saccharomycetes; Saccharomycetales; Saccharomycetaceae
Gene: MLH2
Product: mismatch repair protein MLH2
Exons: 1
Coding region: 1-2025 (674 amino acids)
Biological process (GO): mismatch repair
Cellular component (GO): MutLalpha complex
Molecular function (GO): mismatched DNA binding; ATP-dependent DNA damage sensor activity; ATP hydrolysis activity
Source: RefSeq, a predicted model, not a curated record
AUGGUUAUCAAAUCAAUAGCAGCAGAUUCCAAGUGGAAAAUAGUUUCAAGUUCCUUUAUAUACGGACCUGUUCCCGCAAUAAAGGAGCUAUUGGAUAAUAGCGUUGAUUCACAAGCUAAAAAUAUUUAUGUCGAUAUUGAUUCCAAGACAGGUGGGUGUGAAUACAUAAGUGUAAGAGACGAUGGAUCAGGAGUGCAACCUAAUGAUAGGGAUCUCAUGUGCGUAAGUCAUACGACUUCGAAAAUAAGCGAUUUAGGCGACCUAUCGAAAUUAACCGCCCUUGGUUUUAGAGGUGAUGCACUAUUUAUGCUUGCUAACUUAGCAACAGAAAAGGGUUCUUUGCAAAUAACUACAAGAACUUCGGAAGAUGCAAUUGCUGAGAAAUGGUUUGUUGAUAAAAAUGGUGCAUUAAAGAAAAACACUUUGGGCAAGGCAUCAAGCCCAAAGGGUACGACCGUAGUGAUUAAAAAGCUCCUGGAUGGUCUACCUGCACGGAAAAUUAAUGUAUGCGUGAGAACGAGGAAAAACAUGGAAGAACUUCGACAGUUAAUCAAUCACUAUGCUUUAAUCUAUAGGGAAAUUCGUUUUUGUCUGUCAUUUGUAUCUGUGAAUAAGAAUGGAACUACGGCCAAUAGACAAUUACAACAGUCGAUAGACACCAAGUUAUCGCGAGAGCGUGUUCUUUCAUCCAUAGCGAACUUGAGAAAGCCCAUUUGUGACAAUUUCAUAAAAUCACAAGAUAUGUGCGUAAAUAAGUAUGUAAGCGUGGAACUUAUUUUACCCACAAUGCAUCCAAACUCCGAUAUCCUUAAUUCGAAAAAGAGUAUGAAAUUUUUAUCAGUGAAUAAAAGAACCAUGUCCUUACAAUUAGAAUUUGGUCGAAUGAUAAAUAGAAUUCUAAAUUCCAUUUAUCGCAAAUAUCUUUUGUUAGAGCCUAAUAUUUGGUACAUUGAUGUUACAUGUGAUAUGAAACUUACCGACAUAAAUAUUGAGCCUAUGAAAGAUGAUAUACUAAUAAAAGAUUUUGAUUUACUGACUGAACAGCUAACCCAGGCUAUUGAAGACUUUAUUGUUUCGGAACUUAGCCUUAAGCAAUCUCAAGCUGCAACUAUAAGGCUAAGUGGUAAGGAACGAAUAAGAAAUGAGGUUUCAGAAAUAGAUGAUGUGGUGGAUGUUAGUAGUGAUAUACAAAGAGAAACAUGUGGUGAAAAUACCACUUUGAUAAAUGAUAGUGUGAGUAAGGUUUAUUUUGUAUCUGGAAAGCAAAAAGAAAGUAGCGAUAAAAGAACUGAUGAUAAGAGUCUCCUAUUACGUAAAGCAGAUCGAAAUUUGACUGCAGGAACAAUCGUCUCUGAGGAAGAUUAUGAAUGGUCACGCAAUCUUUUGAAUGAUUUUGCGCCAACGAGUCAAGAAGGGAACAAUAAUCAGUCUUCGCAGUUACCUUCUUCAUUGACAUAUAAUUAUCAAGAUUCUAACGAUUUUGAUGAUGAUUUAAUAUUGUCGAAGGAUACAUCGUUAUCGAAUCCAUUUGUUCUCACAAAGAUGAAAAAUACCAUGAAACAUCAACCAACAGUAAAUUUCUCGCAAAAAAUUCGACAACCUUCUUCGAAUUUUGAUUCAUUGGUUGCCAAGAAGCGCAAAAUGUCAUCUCCAGAAGUAAAUUCAUUAGACUCUCAAGAGAGGGCGAUUACUGAGAUAAGAAACGAAGAAGAAGAAGGAAAUUCAGCGAAACGUCAACGUAUUAUUGAACCCACACGAAGGAGUGUUGAUGUACGAAAAGCUCUCGCGGUUUUCUCUGAAUACACGAACAGCCAUUGCCUGGUACUAGACUAUAAUAAGCCGUUUGACCUUGAGUCGAAAAAAAUAUGCGCAAGAGAGGAAAGCUGGGUAUUUGAAAAGACGGAUCAGAAACUUGAAGAUCGAGGAAAAGACGUGAUACAAUUUUUGAAUGAACAUCUCCGACCAAAAUCUGAUAGACCUCUGUGCAUGACUCAAACAAGUAAUGGAUGGUAUAUAUACGGAUAA